GUGAAUUCGGUAAUGAACCUUAUGGGUUCCACAAAACGCGAGGAGUUUUUUGGCCAGCUGACCAGUUAUUAGCUUAGUUAAAUAUAUGAAGCCGCCUUAAGCAUUUUCCAUUCAGAAAAAUGUGUGUCGCAGGGGGGGGGGGCUCCAGACAACUGACUUACGCGCGUGUUAUUUCAGUUUGCCGCGAGAGGCCCGCAGUGUCACCAGCUCGGAAACAAGAGACAAUCGGUGAACGGUUCAGGAAGUGCUUUUUGUUGUUUUCGGAGGGUUUCUGUUCACAGGUGGAUGGGGCUGUUGGUUUCAGUGUUCCAACUAAGUGAUCCCUCCGAGUGCUGAUAGCUAAUCCACGGCGCCAUAAACCGCUUCCUAUACUUGGAAUUAAAUAUUUAAAGCACUAAUCAUUUUGUAUGUAAGACUAAGCUGCAAAUGACUGCACAAGGAGCUUCAUGAUUUGUACACCUCGCCAAAUGUUAUUAGAAUGAUCAAAUGAAGGAGGAUUGGAGGGGCAUGUAGCACUUACGGGAGAAGGCAAGAGGGAAAUGCAUAUAAAGUUUUGGUAGGAAAACCUUGAAGAUACAACUAGAAAGACCUAGCCGUAGAUGGGGAGAUAAAGCUAAAAUUGAUAUUAAAUAAUAAUUUUGGGGGUGUGUGGACUAGACAUAUCUGGCUUAGAAUAUGGACUAGUGGCUGGCUGUUGUGAACACGGUAAUGAACAUUCUGGUUCCAGAAUUCUGGGAAUUCGUAGAGUGGCUGCGCAACUAGUGGCUUCUCAGUAAUUUUGUUAUUAUUGUGGAUUCGAGGCUCUCACGUUUGUGCGCAUGAAGAACACUGUGUUAUGUGACGUCAUGUGUUAUGGUAGCGACUUGUUUCUCUUCAGCGCCUAAGACGCACAGUUAUCGCUUGUCUUUACAGACUACACAAAGUUCUGUGGUGCUCGCACCAGCACGCUGCAAACUGAGAACGGCUGAGUACAUCCUCAUAAAAUUUGGUGUUGGCAAAUUUUACUUAAAUCUGUCAACAAACCUCAACUUUGCUUAAAAUCGGCCAACAAUACCGGACACUUCACACGAAGAUCUGCUGGCGUUUCUGCGCGCGCACCUUGAACGUAACUCGUUUAAUGUUUAUCGGAGAGAGAAAAUCUCAGAUAAAAGUUGGAGAGAAGAGUGAGACGGACAUUUUAUGCUGUAUGGCUUGUUUAUUAAGUUUUGCGGGUUUCGCGAAAAAUAAAUAAACGUGAGCAAAGGCGCCGAAACUGAUACGCCCUGCUGUAGUGCAGAUGCGGAUUCACUAAACACAUAAACUGUACAUCCACUGAAUUAAAAUUACGUAAAAAGUAAAGUCCCUGUGCCUAAGCACCAUGCCAUCAAGACGUAUAGAUGGAGCUGAGUGGUCAGCUUCACGCCUCGUCCGCUUUACCCUCGGGGAAUGAGCCCAUGCUACCCAUUGGAUAGGAGGUCGGAUGGGUCCCAGGCUCGGUGUGGACGCGUGGAAAAAAGUCUCUUGCCCCUGUCUGGAAUCGAACAAAACCGACUGUUAACUUUUCGUCGAUGUAAAUGUUGUCCGGACUGGGGACUGGUGACAGUUCAACACCGUGCGUCUGUAGCAUCAAGAGGAGCUCUCGGCUAACCACACCGUAAGACUAACUCAGGAGUUACAACGUGUCCUUAUCGAGAGCAGUGAAAAUGUUACCGAAAAUUUAACGAGGAAAGUCUGAAAAUGAAGGAAUGAAGGCCCCGGAAUUCUGGACGUUGGUCUCCUUGUACGCAGCCGUCAUCGGUGUUGACAGCCUACAAAACGUGAAGUUGGUAUUUCCACCGGUGGUGCGCGUGGGAGGAGAAGCGACGCUUCUGUGUCUCUAUGACCUGGAAGGUGAACCUCUGUACUCCGUGAAGUGGUAUCGGGGUAACCAUGAGUUCUACCGGUACACGCCGAAGGAUUCUCCACCGGGCCGCAUCUUUGCCUUUGCGGGAAUAGUAGUGGAUAUGUCAGCAUCAAAUGCAAACCAGGUGACACUGAAGAACAUACCCCUCCACCUGUCAGGAAAAUUUCGCUGUGAAGUAUCAGCUGAUGCUCCUUUGUUUACUACGAAAUGCAUCGAAGAUGAACUCACUGUAUUAGAGUUCCCUGAUUCCCGACCUGUGAUGACUGUGAUGAACACAAGCUACAGAGAAGGCGAGCAGCUGACAGUGAACUGUACGUCACAGGCAUCAAAAUCACCACCAACCCUCACAUUCUACAUCAACAAUCAUGCACUAUCACAGGAUGUAGUGACAACUUGGGAGGGAGGUGCUAUGUUAAGAACAACACUGAAGAAGUCAGACUUCUCAACAAGAGGAGAGUUGCGGCUUAAGUGUGUGGCCUCUGUUAUGGGGCUAUACAAUAUCAGCAGCGGAAGUGUGGCCAUAUGGCUGGAGCAAGGCAAAUCACCUGCAUUUGGAGCUGAAGACACACUGAGUGCAGGAUCCAAGAAUUCAGCACAGAAUGGUCUCAUGUUACCAGGAAUGGUUCUGUGGACGUUCUCCGUACGUUCUGCUCAGUUCAUGGAGGCUUUAAGAUAGGCAACUGCAAUAUUUGGUCUGCAAAAUAGCGACAACUACCGUCUUAGAAGUUACAUGAAAUGAUGCCCCAUUUUAAUUAGUCACUGUGGUCAGGGCUAGCUGAUAUUUCAUCAAUAUCUCUCCUAUGAACUGCUUCAUACAACACUUUAAGAUAUCCCUAAUGCUGGAAGCUCAUGCCACCAUAUAUAAGUUACCAUUUCAACAUCUUAAAUAAAAUCUAAAAUGAUUCAUCUUGUGACUGAAUUAGUGAUAGUAACAGCUUUACAAAUGUGAUGAUAAAGGAUACAAUUGAUAAUACUGCUUAGGUUGUUUAUUUAUUCAUGGUUUAAUUAGUGAUGCUUUCAGUACUGGUAAAUUAGACUAAAUAGGGUCAAACGAUUAGCAAAUAAUGAAUUAGAAGCGAAGUGGAACAAAAUAGCCAUGGUACACUUUGAGAAACCUCAAAAAGACCUCAGGAUAGCUGAUCUCAAGCCUGAGAACAGAACUUUGGUCCUUCUGAAUACAAAGCAGGAGUGAUACCGCUCAAUUCGUUUAUGUUCUUAACUCUUCCACUGUGAAUUAUUUCCUCACCACUUUUCCUAAAAUAAUGCAAUUAUACAGUAAAAAUUUGAAGAUAAAUGCAACAAAAUGCAUUUUUUAGUUCCCAAUGAAUGAAGACGAAAGACGCUGAAAAAGGAGAUGACUAUCUCUUGACGUGGACCAAAGCUGAAUGUUGCACUCUAUGGUAAUGGAUGCUUAUUCGAUUUCAGUCAAAUAUCGCAGCAGUAGGUUUAAACCUGGAUAUUAUAAAGAGUAACUUCUUUUAACACUUGUGCAAUUAACAGCAAUUUAGUGCAUUUGUAUGUUAUGUGAUACCAAAUGUGCAAACAGAUUCCAAAGAAGUGUAAUACAAGUCAUGGGAUCAGUGGAGGAAAAUGGACUUUCACAAAUAAAAAUAGAUUUGAAGACUAGUGCCGUCUGUGAUGUGAAGCAGAAGAGUUUUGUAGGCCAACAUUUAAGAGGAACAACUGCUUAGGGCCGAUUUCCUCCAAAAUAUUGGUAACCAUCUACCAGACUACACAUCAUCAUAUCUCGGAGUUUUGGGUCACUACCACGAGAAUCUCAAAUCUCAGAAAAAUAGGAAUCAUCCUAUUCACUCCUUGACGCUAAGGCCCUCCAAGUACCUUUGUCUCCUUUACAACAGAUGCCCAUAUAUCGUGAGGUUCCGUGACAUACACUGUUACUGAAGGUAACACUGGGAUGACUAUGGGCUGCUUUACAUCUGGCCCCUACCAGGAGCUGACACUCCCGCUAGCAUAACUCUCCUAGUAGCCCAAAGGGAGGAUCUGCACCAUUCACUAACAUAAACACAAUCAGGACUCAGCUGAAAUUACAAAUAGAUUCUAAAGGGUUCUAACGAUGAUGGAUGACAUACAGAAUUACUGGGGUUUCGGACUUUUCCAUUGUCCGGAAUUUUAGGUAAUAGAGGACACAACGUUUCAGAAACUGGAUCUGUUUCCAUCUUCAGGUGCAAAAUGAAGACACCUACUGUUGCACCCCUCAGAAAGUGCUAAUCUCAAUCACUGGACAACUGUCAGAUUUACCCAGCUAUUUCACUGACCUAGCCUAGUCCUAUAUGUUGAAAUAGCUGCUUAAAUCUGACAGUUGUCCAGUGAUUGAGAUUAGCACUUUCUGAGGGGUGCAACUGAGUAGGUGACUUCCUUCUCACCCGAAGACGGAAACAGAUCCAGUUUCUGAAACAUUAUGUUCUGUAUUACCUAAAAUUCCGGACGAUGGGAAAAGUCCAAAACCCCAGUAAUUCUGUGAAAUUACAAACUUAAAAAUGUGCACUAGUUAAAUUUGUGGGGCUUGAGAUUUUCAUUGCAGUGAAAAUGAAAGUUACAGUGUUUUGAGAUGUGACUGAAGCCAAUGUUUUGGACCAGCCUGUUGCAUCAAUUUUGGAGUAGAACUGAAGAUGGUGUACACUGGUACCUACAAACCAGAUAACUUGGAUCACAUCCUGAAACUCCAUAAUCUUCUAAUGAACACAGCAAUAAAAGUUUUCUGCAUUUACAGGCAUAUGUAUUGUUUCAACAGAUGUGAAGUGCUUUCUCUGCCUAACAAGUAGUCACUUGUAUAUAGAACAUUUAUAAACUAUAUUUGUAUUAGUAAAUACAGUAAUUAGAUGUACU
Messenger RNA from Cryptotermes secundus, 4729 nucleotides. RefSeq lists its product as uncharacterized. Lineage: Eukaryota; Metazoa; Arthropoda; Insecta; Blattodea; Kalotermitidae. The record is from RefSeq and is a predicted model, not a curated record. The coding region runs from base 1725 to 2558 and encodes 277 amino acids. The transcript has 7 exons.